Molecule: messenger RNA, 1128 nt
Organism: Symbiodinium natans
Lineage: Eukaryota; Dinophyceae; Suessiales; Symbiodiniaceae
Source: the annotation of a GenBank genome assembly
AUGGAAGAGCCGAGGGAAACAUUAACAUGGCAAGGAUUGAUGCGGGAUCGCUUUGGCUGUCUUUGGCAGAGGGCGCGCUGGGAUGAUGACUUGACACAAAUGGACGCAAGAGAUGUGUGGUGGUGUGAGCCUACUGGCAAUGGAAGGAGCUCUGCAGAGGUAUACUACCGUGUCGACGCGCCACACUCCCCAUGUACGAUCCCCUUCGAGGGUUUCCACACAGACGAGCCAGGAAGUCAUCAGCAGUGUGAAAUUCAAAUCGCCGAGAUGCUGAAGCACAUUUUGAGAUGCGGCAUACCACAAGACUUGUGCUUGAUGAUGUGUGCCAUGCUGCCAGCCAAAGACCUGCGAGCCUUCAGUUGCUUAACCAGUCGCUUCCGCUCCGCGAGCACACGCGCUUGGAGCGAUUCGGCGGUUGACAACGCAAGGUCGCUCUUAGCCAUCAUGCGAAAGGACCAGCCUGAAUUCCUUGCACAAUGUAUUGCAGAUUCUGGCAUGUGCAAAGCUACCUUGGGAAAAGCGCUCCUAGAAGCGACUGACAAAGGCAGAAUCUACCGUCGCCAUCGCUGCUGCAGAUUGUUGGGAGAAGUUGGUGCCGUGAUUAGCGUGGAAGAUGCUGUUGUGGUGAUGGGUGGUGAAAAGAUGGGCAUUCAUGAAUACCAUGCUGGCAUGUACCUCCGUUCUUUUCCUGAACAACCUGACAUCCGCGUGUGCUAUGCAGAUGACUAUCGGGAAAAUUGUCUGGAACUUAAGGUCCCAUCCGACGAUCGGGGAAACUGUAUGGAAAUGGACCUUAGCGCACACAGAAGACUAGUUAUCCCCGAAACCUGGAAGGAACCUUUUUGGUGUCAUCAAGACGAUGGUGGGUACGAGCUUGUCCACGUGGCACUUUCCUCGAGCCUUGUCCCCCCCUCGGAGGGCUGGUACGGGAUUCUUCAUUACGCGGGGAUCCCGCCCAUUCGGACGAGGCCGGUGACGCUUGGAGACUUGCUUGAUGCAGGGCCCAAAGGAAGCGGCCCAAUGCUGCAAGAAGAGGAGGUCGAAAGAAGACACGGAAAGUACUCCCAGAGUUUUUUGAAACGCAGGCGCGCAACAGCUCGACCACCGCAGUGGAUACCCAUGAGUUGA